Molecule: messenger RNA, 1318 nt
Organism: Alternaria rosae
Lineage: Eukaryota; Fungi; Ascomycota; Dothideomycetes; Pleosporales; Pleosporaceae
Exons: 2
Coding region: 239-1279 (346 amino acids)
Source: RefSeq, a predicted model, not a curated record
CUCAAGUCGACCCUCCCUCAAGCUUCCGGAUGUGCCAAGUACGCUAAGCCCAAUUACUCCAAGUGCCUCGUGCUAAAGCCGCAUCCAUGAACCAAUCACUCCAACCAUCUUCAAGCACCUCCACAUCUCCACGUCAACUUUCGUUUCCUUCUAAGCACUCUACAUUUGCGCGAAACCAGGCCAAUCUUCAGUAAAAGAGUUGGAAAUCAAGGUCAAGGACUAGGAACAACAGGCCAGAAUGAAUCAAAACUUCCAGGGCGCGCCUGAUCGGGAGGACAUCAGGCUGUUGGAUCAGCUGCGCAGUCAGUUGAUGCCGAUGAUCAAGGGUAUGGAUCGGUUGCAGGCCGAGAUGCAGUACAAGAUGAGUCGGGGUGAGGUUGUAGAUUGGCCACAAAUCCAACAAACAACCAGGACAGUAACAUCCUACCUCAACUCAAUCCAUCUCCUCAUAAACGGCGGCUACCGCCACCAAUCCAAGCUCGUCACCCAAAAACAUCAUAUCCCGUCAAAAGAUGCCGCCGGCAACCCCAUGGUCGACAGUGCCGGCAAUGCAGUCCUCGUUGAGCGCGACGUGCGACGGAGAAUGACCAGCAUACAAGCCCUACCAACCAAUACAGCGAAAUUUGAAGCUCUCCAUCCAUUCCCCAACUCUUCCUUUCCGAUGAAUGCCGGAGGCGGCAUGGCAGCAGGUAUGGCAGGCACAUUGCUACGAAAGAGGCUAGAGCCCAUGGAAGAAAGCUGGGUUGAAGAGCGAAUCCGUAAAGCAUCAGAAUGGUGUUUUGUACCCGAAGAAUGGGGGAUAGCGCCCCGCAAGUCAGAACCCACUGCCACCACUGCCAUAGAAGAGGAAGAGGAAGAUACUGUGCCCGAGUCAGAACGACUAGACUCUGAGGCCAUACCUACUACACGCGUCAAAGAUGUACUCUCUGCAGAUGAGAUCGUGGAUCUCUGGAAACAUGCGCACCAAGAGGUCUUCGACAUAAAGUAUCUCCGGCAAAAGUAUCCAGCUAGUUACCCUGAUCCUGGCGCGCAGGGUGCGGAUGACGGCGAGGAAGAAGGGGAGGAAGGUGACGAAGAUGAAGAAGAGGAGGAAGAGGAGUUUGAAGAUGUCAUGGAUACGUCUGGUGGAGCGGAAACGGAGGAGAAAGACGCUGCGAAGCCGAAGGUGGUGAGGAAGAAGGUCACAGUCGGCAGGCUACCGGUACACGAACCUGUGGAUGGGGUACCGGUGCUUUCGCUUGGGUUUGCGCACAAAUUUGCGGAGAUUGGUGAGGUGUAGAGGCGCAACGAGAGUACGGAAGGUUUGAUACCAUAGGAU